Molecule: messenger RNA, 1211 nt
Organism: Acromyrmex echinatior (Panamanian leafcutter ant)
Lineage: Eukaryota; Metazoa; Arthropoda; Insecta; Hymenoptera; Formicidae
Biological process (GO): positive regulation of transcription by RNA polymerase II
Cellular component (GO): RNA polymerase II transcription regulator complex
Molecular function (GO): transcription coactivator activity
Source: RefSeq, a predicted model, not a curated record
GAUAUUUCCAAUUUUACGAUAUCCCCGUUUCAAAUGAACCGACUGAACGCGCAGCGUUCUGUGUUCUCACACAGAAUAUUUGAUUAUCCAUCCGAAUCGCUCCAGUCGGAUCGCUUGCACGAGAGUUCACGUGCUCGAAAGCUCGUGCGCAAUGCUACGUUACUCUCGCUGAUCGCUGCGCUCGAGAGGAGCCAGAUGACACCAAGGCCAGGCGGCGCGAGAGAUUUCUCGCAGUGAGAACGCCGAGUUCACUCGCGAAAAAGAGAGCGAGAGAACGUCCGAGACGAAAAAAGAGCCCCCUCGUUAACAGAGCCUGACCAGGGUCAAUUGCGAGCGGGACAUCCCUGAUGGGUUGUCUGAUCCUUCAGAAAAUCAUCAGAUCCUUCAGUCCCCACCAAUAUACAAUUCCUGACGAGGCCCCUCCAAGAUAGUCUCGUCUCCUUACGUCCCCCCCUCGUCGGCAUUUGCCUCCCACGUUCUCCAUGGAGUCUCACCUGGUCGGUAGCAUCCUCCUGCACUCCCGACGAGGACUUUCUCCGAAAGACGGCCAACUAUAUAAGCGAGAUGCACGCUGUUUGAAGCACGUUAGACGAAAUCGCACGGGUGCGUCGAGCAGGCCACGUCGAGCCGCCGCGCCCCGAUUGCAUCUAUAUUUUUCCAUUCGUAAGUUCACCCCGCAUAUACGCGACACGGUAACUUGGGAGAGAAAGAGGGAGAGACAGCACUUUCGUUCGUACGAAACGGAAAUUCGUGCAUGUGACUCGGCGCCGAGGAACGCCACAGAGACCUCUACGAGACUUCGAUCGUCGGGGACCAUGAGGCCCGCGAGAAGCUGGGCCCCGUUGGCAGUGACCGCGCUGGUCGCGACGGCUCUACUGCUGAGGCCCAUCCACGCCGAUGCGCCUAUUUCAGGCAACUAUCUACCACCGUCAACCAGUUACGGCACACCUAAUCUAGGAGGUGGCGGUGGUGGAGGUUAUUCCGGCGGCGGCGGUGGAGGAAUAUCGACGAGCUACGGUGCGCCUUCAGGUGGCGGCGGCGGCGGCGGCGGCGGCGGCGGUGGCGGUGGUGGCGACUCUACGAUUUCUCAUCGAGAAUCAGCUAUGGAGCACCUAGCUCUGGUGGAGGUGGAAGUUUCGGCGGCGGAGCACCGUCCUCCAGUUACGGAGCUCCAUCUCGUCCCUCCGGCAGCUACGGGACACCAUCCGUAG